This is a messenger RNA of Aspergillus mulundensis, 216 nucleotides long. RefSeq lists its product as uncharacterized. Bases 1 to 216 code for a protein of 71 amino acids. The transcript has 2 exons. The record is from RefSeq and is a predicted model, not a curated record. NCBI's taxonomy places the organism in Eukaryota, Fungi, Ascomycota, Eurotiomycetes, Eurotiales, Aspergillaceae.
AUGGGUGCCGUCUUUUCUUGCAUCAGGGACCUCUUCCGCUCCAUCGGCGCGUGCAUAAUGGGCGUCGUCAACGCAAUCGCCAGCGGCAUCAAGGUCGUCAUCAACGGCAUUGUCUCCGUCCUUGGCGUCCUCGUCUCCUGCCUCACCUGCGGUUACGUCGGGAGGAGGAGGCGCACCGGUACUCGCAUGAAGCAUAGGUCGCGGCCAGUCUAUUAG